AUGAACGAAUCCGUCGUAGCCGGGCGCGCGCACGCGCCCCUCUUGCAGGGACUCUGGGAGAGCGUGAGAGCCGGGCAGCAGCAGGUCCUGCUCUCCCCGCACUUGGCCGCGUCCUGCGCCCUCCUCACGCACCUCGCACUCUGCGCGCCUUUCCUCGCGCUGGACGCGCUGGGAGGCGUGUGCGGGCGCGUCCGCUCGUGGAGGAUAGCGGCGGGCUCGGGCCCUCCGCCGUCCCUCUGGAGGUGGCACGAGUGCUUCUGGAGGCUCCUCUUCAAGUACGCCACGGCGGUGCUGCCCGCCACGGCGCUCUUCCAGCUGCUGCGGAGCCCGAGCCUCCCGGAGCUGGCCCCGUCCUGCUGGCGGCUCUCUGUGGAGGUGGUCGCGUGCUUCCUGCUCUUCGACACGUUCUUCUUUCUAUGGCACUACUGCAUGCACAGGGUCCCCUGGUUGUAUCGUGCCGUCCACCAGAUGCACCACCAGCACCACGUUCCUUUUGCGUUGGCGGCGCAAGACGCCAGCGCCGCCGAACUGCUGUCGCUCCUGCUGCUGGCCCUGGGCAGCGCCUGGAUGCUGGGCUGCCACCCGCUCAGCGAAGCCCUCUUCCACUUCCUGAACAGUUGGCUGGCGGUGGAGGACCACUGCGGAUACAACCUGCCAUGGGCGUUGCACAGAAUACUUCCCUGCAUGGGAGGAGCCCCCUUCCACCAAACCCAUCACAAGAAGCACAAUAAAAACUUUGCCCCCUACUUCACACACUGGGAUCAUCUGUUUGGAACAUAUAUGGCACCACGUUCCUAUUUCAGGAAGAGACACGACAGGACGAUCAUGGAGUGAAUCGCAAAUUUGCUGUAUACCUGUUCGUGUGGGCGCGCGCGCGCGUGUGUGUGUGUGUGUGUAUGAGGGGUUAUCGACGUGUACUCAUAUGAAGGUAUGUUUCUAUUGGCUUGUUGGCAGAAGGAAGACUGACAUAUACGACAUCUCUAAGAUGAAUAAAUGCAGCUAAACAUUUCCUCAACAUCACCAAUAUUUUCAAAUGGUUCUUUCAACACAGUAAAUAAGUAC
Messenger RNA from Poeciliopsis prolifica (blackstripe livebearer), 1062 nucleotides. RefSeq names its product cholesterol 25-hydroxylase-like protein. Gene Ontology annotation, biological process: cholesterol metabolic process; sterol biosynthetic process. NCBI's taxonomy places the organism in Eukaryota, Metazoa, Chordata, Actinopteri, Cyprinodontiformes, Poeciliidae. Gene Ontology annotation, molecular function: iron ion binding; steroid hydroxylase activity; C-4 methylsterol oxidase activity. The record is from RefSeq and is a predicted model, not a curated record.